Messenger RNA from Aedes aegypti (yellow fever mosquito), 1209 nucleotides. RefSeq names its product elongation factor Ts, mitochondrial (gene mEFTs). Gene Ontology annotation, biological process: mitochondrial translational elongation. Gene Ontology annotation, molecular function: protein binding; translation elongation factor activity. Bases 194 to 970 code for a protein of 258 amino acids. Gene Ontology annotation, cellular component: mitochondrial matrix. Lineage: Eukaryota; Metazoa; Arthropoda; Insecta; Diptera; Culicidae. The record is from RefSeq and is a predicted model, not a curated record. The transcript has 2 exons.
GUGAUUUUGCGACUUGACAGUUCUCUUUGACUUUCCCGAAAACAGAAAAGUGUGAGGCGGUGUUGUUAGAAUUUCAUCCGGAAAAUUGUAAUUUUCUUUGGUUUUACCUCGUGAACAGCUGGAAAAUCAACGCUCAAGUUUACAUUUGCCUCACGGCGGCGGCGGAACCUCCCAUUAAGUAGAAUUAUAAGCGAUGGAGGAAAGGAAUCCAAUUGUGCUGGUUCUGUCCGCCGAUGCUUCCACGGAGCCGGAAUCGCUGAUUGCCAAAGUGCGCAAGAUUCCGAGCAAUGAAAACCAACAGGAACUGGCCGAGGGUCGUACCGGAUAUCGGUAUCACAUACGGACCAAGUACUACGAAACGGAUGUCCUGUUGUGUCCGUGGCGGAGUUCGGAGGAGUUGUGUGAUCUGCCGGAGGAAAUUCUGAAACAGAUGGACGGAAUUUUGAUUUACUUCGAUGCAAAGGAUCGGGAGUUUUUGAAGGUUUUGCCGGAUUAUGCCGCUUUUGUGACGGACACCGGGAUUGAAUUUGGGAUUUUGCUGUGUUCGGAGCUGGCGGAGGAGAGUGACAAGGGAAUUACUUUUAAGGAGGCAAAACAGUACUGUAAUGUUCUGGACGUGAUUGAGCUGGAACCGAGUGGAGAAACGGAAGAAGGGGAAGCAGCUGGAGUGGACGAGCUGGUCCAGGCAAUGCAUAAUUUUAUCUGGUCCAAUGUGGACAUGAACAGAAAAAGCGGUGCUGCGGAAAACGGCGGUGGUGGAGAAGGAGGAGGGAACAGUGAGGAAACUGCUUCGGCAGAUGACGAAUUACGGAUUGAGGAAGAGCUGAUGGGAUUCGAAAAGUUGCUGACGCAGGUGAUGCAAUUCCGUCCGAAUACGAGCUCGUGGACCAGAAAUGAGCGAUUAGCCUAUGCGCAGGAGUUUGCGGAGAUUUUUGAUGAUCUGAUAGGCGAUGAGGAUGGAGAUGUUUAAAAAGGGGGUAGAGCAGCGGUUCUGUUGAACUCGUACGAGUAAUUCCGCGGAGGUCAUUCCAUGUCUAAAUAAUGGAUGCUGCGUCAGAGACCACGUUUGAUAUAAUUUAUUUAAAACUGAGUAUAUGAAAACUUUGAGUGGAAAUGCGUAUUAUAUUUGUCGCGUUGAUUUUAGAAUACAUAUAUUAUUGUAACUCAUAUUUUAUAUUGAUGAUUAAAAGAUAGUGUUGGAAAAUCACA